AUGGAGGCUCCGAUGGCAGCUCCUGGGGGGCACGGCUGGCGGCCUCGAGUGGCCGCGGGGUCGGGGUCGGCCGCAGAGCUCGUGUACCAUCUAGCGGGGGCCCUGGGCACUGAGCUUCAAGAGCUGGCACGCCGCUUCGGACCCGAGGCGGCCAGUGGGCUGGUGCCGCUAGUAGUGCAGGCGCUGGAGUUCCUGGAAAAGGCUGCGGUGGGGCCCGCACCAGACUCGCUGCAGGUCUUCGCGCAGCAGGCUGAACUGGAGCUGCGGCGGCUGCGGGAGGAGAACGAGCACCUCCGCAGGGAGCUCCGCUGUGGGCCACAGGAGGAGCGCGCUCUGCUGCGGCAGCUCAAGGAGGUGACAGACCGACAGCGAGACGAACUCCGGGCGCACAAUCGCGACUUGCUACAGCGCAGCCAGGAGACCGAGGCGUUGCAAGAGCAGCUGCACCGCCUCCUGCUGGUGAACGCGGAAUUGCGGCACAAGCUGGCGGCUGUGCAGACCCAGCUGCGCGCGGUACGAGACCGGGAGAGCGAGAAGGAGCUGCAGCGCGAAAGGUCCCCGGGACGAGCGGAAGAGCAGCCGCGAGACCAGGCCCAGGGGUCCGGUUGUGAGCAGAGGCAGGAGUCCGAGCCGCUGACUGCCAGCGCAGGAGCCCUGGGGACUCCUGAGGACCCAACAGAUGCCCCAGAGCAGCCAGGACGCCCCCUGGAGGCAGGCCAGUGCAGCUUCAGUCGAGAAGAGCUUGAGCAAAUCCUUCAGGAGCGGAAUGAGCUCAAAGCCAAUGUGUUCCUGCUAAAGGAGGAGCUGGCCUACUUCCAGCGGGAGCUGCUCACAGACCACGGGGUACCUGGGCUUCUGCUGGAAGCCAUGAAGGUGGCUGUCCGGAAACAGAGGAAGAAGAUCAAGGCAAAGAUGUUAGGGACCCCAGAGGAAGCAGAGAGCAGUGAUGAUGAAGAUGGCUCAUGGCUCCUGCUCCCCAGCGAUAAGGGAGACCAACCUCCACUCCCUGAGUCCAGAAUACAGAGUUUCUUUGGCCCGUGGUUUCGAGGUGAAGCAGAGGCUUCUGAAGCUGGGACCAGCAGCCCCACUCCCAGCAAGCAUCAGGGAGAAGAGGAAGCCCCAGAGCAACCCCACGUGGAGUCUGUGGCCAGCCCUACAACCCCUAGCACCUGA
Orycteropus afer afer is the source of this 1173-nucleotide messenger RNA. The record is from RefSeq and is a predicted model, not a curated record. NCBI's taxonomy places the organism in Eukaryota, Metazoa, Chordata, Mammalia, Tubulidentata, Orycteropodidae.